This is a messenger RNA of Drosophila bipectinata, 1536 nucleotides long. RefSeq names its product Phosphatidylinositol glycan anchor biosynthesis class W a (gene PIG-Wa). NCBI's taxonomy places the organism in Eukaryota, Metazoa, Arthropoda, Insecta, Diptera, Drosophilidae. The record is from RefSeq and is a predicted model, not a curated record. Gene Ontology annotation, cellular component: endoplasmic reticulum; membrane. Gene Ontology annotation, biological process: protein localization to plasma membrane; GPI anchor biosynthetic process. Gene Ontology annotation, molecular function: glucosaminyl-phosphatidylinositol O-acyltransferase activity.
AGUAAGCCGGUUGAUACAAAUUGUUAGACCUCCGUUUCUAUCUUUGGUAACACAAAAAAGCAUGAAUCAUGGACUUGGAAGUCAACGAACCCAUCGCCCACGACCAAUUAAUUUUGGAUUUGAAGUCUUGGAGGUCAGUUUUGGAGAGUGUGGAUAGUUUUCUGGUCAUACUACCUACGCUCCUGGGUUUCGUCCUUUCUCGAAUUAUUUGUGGACACCUGUCGCUGACAUCUACCCGGAGGUUUUUUUUCGAGUUUCUGUUGAUUGGAUUGCCCUCUGUGAUUUUGGUCACCGUGGGAAAGGCUUACAGCUACUCCUAUUCGCUGGUGGGCUCCAUAGCCAUCAUUGGUUAUCUAUUUGGACAUCACUACCAUCCCGGAAAAGAUUUCAAAUAUGUGAUUGGCAAACGACCCAAUGUCUUUACAUUGCUAAGAGCGACGGCAUACAGUGGAACCUGCGUCGCUAUCCUCGCCGUCGACUUUCCUUUUUAUCCCCAUGACUAUCGCAAGAGUCGAACGUUUGGGGCAUCAGCAAUGGACAUGGGUAUUGGUCUGUUUGUGGUUAACAUGGGCCUAGUUUCGCAAAGGACCAAAUCUUUAGCAGACCUCAAAAAGUUGCCAAAAUCUGUGGUUCCUCUGCUAGUCCUGGGUCUGGCGCGCACCUUGGUAAUAACCAUCAUCGACUAUCAUCAAGACGAUUCGGAGUAUGGAAAGCAUUUAAAUGCCUUCUUCAUCCUAGGAUUCACCAAGCUCUUGGGAAGCUUGUACUCUUUGUUGGUGAGUUCGGAUGCUCAACUUCUUGGUCUUGCUCUGGGCUUGCUGGUCUUCCACGAAGUUAUCCUACAACUAGGGGUUUCUUCCUUUGUUAUGGCUUCAGAUUCACGUGAAGGAUUUUUCACUGCUAAUCGGGAAGGACUAAGUUCGCUACAUGGCUGCGUGGCUCUCUAUUUGCUCAGCAUUUACUUUGCCAAGUGGUACACCUCCCAAGAUCAGCUAAAUUAUCAUCAGUUACUUACGAAGUUUGGAAAAAUGUUCCUAAUGGUUACAGUUUGCUGGAGCUUAGUUUUUACAAGUGCCUAUCUCACCGGUAUUGCUCGGGUGACCUUUAACUUCGGCUAUGUGAUUUGGAUCUUUGCUGUAUCCAUCAGUCUCAUUCUUAUAUAUGCUUUUAUCUUUGAGCUGAAGUUAGUUAAUUUAGCUAUCAAGAUGCAAAAAUCGGUGGGAGAUGCCAAGAAUCAUAAGCUUACAACUCACUCUCUACCCACCUUUGUAGAAAGUCUAAACAUGAAUGGUCUAACUCAUUUUAUGCUCUCAAACUUCCUUACGGGUAUUGUCAACAUGGCUCUUAAUCCAGGCAAGCGAAAUGGUUUUGAGUGUGUUUUAAUAUUGUCGUUAUACACAUUGACCUGCGCCGGAGCCGUGUUUAUAAUGCUUAGAAAGGGCAUAAGAUUAGCUUAGCUUUUAUAGAUCUUUUGUACAGUUUAGUAUUUUGGAAAAUUACCCAUCGACUACUUAUUAAUGCCAAAUGACAAUUAAA